Sinocyclocheilus anshuiensis is the source of this 774-nucleotide messenger RNA. RefSeq names its product WD repeat-containing protein 1-like. Lineage: Eukaryota; Metazoa; Chordata; Actinopteri; Cypriniformes; Cyprinidae. The transcript is spliced from 4 exons. Gene Ontology annotation, molecular function: actin filament binding. Gene Ontology annotation, biological process: actin filament depolymerization; sarcomere organization; locomotion. The record is from RefSeq and is a predicted model, not a curated record. Gene Ontology annotation, cellular component: cortical actin cytoskeleton. The annotation marks the transcript as partial.
AUUAAUCGUUUGAUAGCACUAAUUUAUCAUAAUUAUGUAAUUCCAGCAGCAGUACUGAGUGUUUGUUUUGUGCAGCUGGUGCUGCUGAAGGACAAGAAGAAGCUCUUCACGCUGUACUCUCUGGGAUACGAGCCCGAGUCCGCAGCCGUUCCCCCUGGGGGCGGAGCCGUGGCUGUGGGCGGAGCUGACGGGAAGGUGCGUCUGUACACGGUUCAGGGAAACACCCUGAAGGAUGAUGGGAAGGUGCUGGAGGUGCAGGGGCCUGUGACGGACAUGUCGUACUCUCAGGACGGAGCGUUUCUGGCCGUGACGGACGAGAAGAAGGUCAUCACUGUGUUCACCGUCGCGGAUGGAUACACGGAGAAGAGCGAGUUCUACGGUCAUCACGCGAAGGUGGUCUGUCUGUCCUGGUCACCUGAUAACGAGCACUUCGCCACUGGCGGCAUGGACAUGAUGCUCUAUGUGUGGACCGUCAGCGAUCCUGACAAGAGGAUCAAAAUACCAGACGCCCACCGGCUGCAUCACGUCAGCGGUCUGACCUGGCUCAACACAAACACACUCGUCACCACGUCCCACGAUGCCUGCGUCAAACAGUGGACUCUCAGAAUCUAAACCCAACAGGAACGCUCUCGCUGUCUUUCUCUCGCUCUUCCUCUGUUUUCUCUCGCUUCUCUCCGCUGGAAACUGUGUGGAAAGACAGGCAUCGAGCACUUGACCUUCCACACAGACACACACACAGUCUCUCUCUCUCUCUCUCUCACACACACACACACA